UUGAUAUUAUCAUUUUGUUACUUGCUCAACGGCAAAAUGGCAUUUAACGAAAGUCAAGACAAUUUCAAAUUGUGCUUUAUUGCUUUUAACUUGAGUGGUUUAGGGCCUUCAAGUAAACCGUUUUUAAAAAUUUUGUCCUACGUGCUUUAUCCCUGGUUAUGCCUCUUAUUUGUUUUGGUGUGCGUUAACAUUGUUUUCAAACAUAGCAACAUUUGGGACAUUGGCGAAGUUACCUCUUCGAUCUCCAUUGCCGUAAUGAUGGUUGUUCGAAAGACCAUUUUAAUUAAAUAUAGCUCAGUGUUUGCGGAGAUUAUCGAACUGCAUUCUCGAUUUUGGGACUAUGGUCUUUUUGGAAAAGCUACUGAAACAAAGAUUCGAAAAAAAGUGGACUUUUUCAAGUUUAUUUUGAAAUGCUACAUCGUGUCCGGUAUUACUGCCACAUCAACUCGUUCUAUUGUACCGAUAUUUGACAAGAACCUUACAAUGCCGCAAGACUGUUGGAUUCCUGGGAACAAUUCUAUCGUAAAACAUAUUAUUUAUGCUUUCCAAGUUAUAUUUUAUGCAGAAAGUAUUAGUUAUUUUACCUUUUUUGAUGGUUUUCUUUUAAUUGUCACCGCAAAUCUUCAAGCACAAUUCAUUUUGUUGCAAAAAGCAACUGGAUCUAUUAAUUUUGAGACCGACUCUGAAGAAACCGCUUGGAAAAAACUAGUAAAAUGUUGUGAACAUCACAAAUUUUUAAUAAGCGUUCAUAAGAAGUUAAACACCUUAUAUUCAUAUUUCUAUUUGGUUACUUAUUUCCUGGUCAUUACUAUGGGUUGUGUGUCGCUGUUCGUCAUUUUUGACAAGUCGUCCACUUUUGCUCAACUUCUAGAAAGCGCAAUUACUAUGGUUGUAUUAAAUGUCAUGAUUGCCAUGAUCUGCAUUUGCAGUAGUGAAAUAGAGAUUGAGGCUGAAAAACUGCUCACUCAAAUUUACGAAGUAAAUUGGUACGAAACACCGAACUUAAAAAUUCGCAAGUUUAUUCUGUUUUGGCUCAUGCAAGCACAGGUUUCUGUUGAGACAAAAGGCGCAGGGUUGUUGGUAGUAAACAGAUCUCUGAUGCUUCAGGUCCAACGUUUUUCAUAUUCUGUAUCAACAUUAUUAAAGGGAAUGAAUGAAUAAGAAUUAUAACACUAAGACAACUUAUGGCAAUUUUUAAAACAUAAAUACUGUUGUAAAUGUAGUUUUUUGCACUUCUUUUAAAAGGCACUAGGGUUCAGCUUCAACAUUAAUUUUUUAGAAAACAGUUUUAAGUCGACAAUAUUUAUGCAUUUAUUCUAAUUUUUAUAACACUUGUUCUUAUAAUAUUUAUGUAGUUAGUGAAAGCACUUAAUAAAGACUUUGUACAC
Tribolium castaneum (red flour beetle) is the source of this 1388-nucleotide messenger RNA. Its product is annotated as odorant receptor 7a. Gene Ontology annotation, biological process: detection of chemical stimulus involved in sensory perception of smell; sensory perception of smell. Lineage: Eukaryota; Metazoa; Arthropoda; Insecta; Coleoptera; Tenebrionidae. Gene Ontology annotation, molecular function: olfactory receptor activity; odorant binding. The transcript is spliced from 6 exons. Gene Ontology annotation, cellular component: plasma membrane. The coding region runs from base 37 to 1161 and encodes 374 amino acids. The record is from RefSeq and is a predicted model, not a curated record.